CAGUUUAUAAAUUAAAGUGGGUGGUUUUGGGACAUUUAUCCAGUUUGCUGUUGGAGGAAUCUGGUGCUAGCUCUAAGUUCCCGUGCGCAGGUCACUAAACAAUGCGUCCCUCCACGCUUCGCCUCGAAGGACUGGCACUAGCCUUAAUCGUGCUGGGUUCUCUAACGCGUGAGACCGCUGGCCGUAAGAAAAAGUUCGACGUCCGCCGCGAUGAUACGGGAACUUGCAAGUAUGAAGGCUACAAACCUGGUGGAGGCAUUCCAAACAUUAAACCAAUCCAGUCGCCCGUAUGCCAAGGUUUUACCAACUCCCUGGGGUUUGUUUCCGGUAUAAUUGGCCAGUCUACGGGCGCGGGAAGGGCUCUGUCUACAGUUGCCACGCUUGUCGAGAAGACCGCCAAAGUCGCCAAGGUCCUGAGUGCCGGUUUUGGAGUAUUUGCUGCAGCUUUCAGUAUCAUCUCUACCUUUUCGAGACCGACACCUAACGACAUCUUAAAAAGGGUUGACAAGGCUUUCGAGAAGCUUACAGACGACAUGAACAAUCGGCUGAAAAAGAUGGAGGGAUACGUGGACGGAAAAAUUAUCCAGCUGGAACAACGACAUGUCAAUAACGAGUUUGCUGCUCUGAAGAGGUUUCUUAAAAACUGCAUGCACGAGACCACUGAGUCCGCAGUACGAAGGUGCCAGAGGAACUCCGUUAUGGAUAUUGACGCGGCGUGGCCUAAAUUUCAAAGGUUGAAAAGCCAGUUCAGCAUAAACUCAAAGAAGAUCUCAAUGAAUGAUAUCAAAAGGCUGGAGGCCGCAUUGAUUCCGUUCAGAGACUUCGCAAGUCUGCAUCUCUUUGUUCUCCAAUUGCUGAUCAACUCGUACAAAAAAGAUCAUGAUACCAGGGAGAAAAAUGACCGUCUAAAGCUUUACAUGAACACGCUGAAUGACCGAGGAAUGCUCUACAGCAAGUACGCGAGAUGGGCUUACGAACGGAUCUACUAUGAGCAGGUUGGCAAGCAUUACUAUCGCAGUCGGCCGAAAAACGAGUACAUCAUGGAUAAGAAUGUCUAUAGGCUGUAUGAGGGGGCUUUUUGGUUAAAUAAAGGAGCGAACACUGAGAACCAGAUCUCGGUCAAACCCAACUGCGCUAAAGGAGACGAACACGCGCCCAUCAACACGUGCAAGUACAAGUUCCACAUGCGAGUGGACGGGAAGGUUUUGGGACGCUAUCCCGAUCGCUGGGCCCCUGCUAGUGAUGGCGAUAGCGCCUUGAGAUAUUUCGCCAGGGAGGAUGCUCAAUACACGUGUAGAAAAUACUUGGGCAGCCUCGAGAAGGACUUGAAGACUUACUGGAAGACAGAGCUUAUUAGUGUUGCUGAUAUAUGGGAAAAGAUGGCGGAAAAGGCCAAGAACGAGAUUAGCAAGGUUGACAAGGGUGCAUUUAAGAUCGCAGGUAGUGGCUCCAGCGUUGAGGGAGUCCUUAGUGGUCACCUAGGAGGCAAACCUUUAUCAUGCGAGGUCACGUGUAACUUAACGACUAAAGUUCAGAAUGACGCUGUCUUGUUAGACACGAAACAACAUCCAAAAGAUGUUUCUGAAGACAAAGAGGAAAAGAACGAUGAGGAUCAACCGGAAACUGAAGAAAGCGAGCAACCGGAUGCUGAUGAGGAUAAACCGGAAAUGGAUGAGGUGUACAAACCGCAAGAUGAGAUAAGCCAAUUGAUGACGUCACCGAAACUUGACGAGUCUGCUAUCAUCGGCAAGCCCCUAUCAUGCGAUGUUGUGUGUAACCAUUGAUCUUAGCAAAAUCCUGGCGAUUAGUAACUGAGUUUUAGUUUUGUAGGCAACAUUAUAGAAUGUUUAUAUUUAAAAGUAAUGUUUGGAUUGGUAAUCCCCUGUCAUGCGAUGUUUUGUGUAACCAUUGAUCUUAGCAAAAUCUUGGCGAUUUUAGUAACUGAGUUUUAGUUUUGUAGCCAACAUUAUAGAAUGUUUUAAUUUAAAAGUAAUGUUUGGAUUGGUAAUCCCCUGUCAUGCGAUGUUUUGUGUAACCAUUGAUCUUAGCAAAAUCUUGGCGGUUUUAGUAACUGAGUUUUAGUUUUGUAGCCAACAUUAUAGAAUGUUUUAAUUUAAAAGUAAUGUUUGGAUUGGUAAUCCCCUGUCAUGCGAUGUUUUGUGUAACCAUUGAUCUUAGCAAAAUCUUGGCGGUUUUAGUAACUGAGUUUUAGUUUUUUGUAGCCAACAUUAUAGAAUGUUUAUAUUUAAAUUAGUAACGUUUGGAUUGGUUAUCCACUGAAAUGAAAUGUUGCGUGUAAACAUUGGCAAAAUCUUGACGAUUUAGUAACUGAGUGUUAGUUUUGUAGCCAACAUUACAGUAUGUUUAUAUUUAAAUUAGUAACGUUUGGAUUGGUUAUCCCCUGAAAUGAAAUGUUGCGUGUAAACAUUGGCAAAAUCCUGACGAUUUAGUAACUGAGUGUUAGUUUUGUAGCCAACUUUAUAGAAUGAAAGUAAUCUUUGGUAACCCCCUUGGCAUAAAA
Molecule: messenger RNA, 2521 nt
Organism: Nematostella vectensis (starlet sea anemone)
Lineage: Eukaryota; Metazoa; Cnidaria; Anthozoa; Actiniaria; Edwardsiidae
Exons: 9
Coding region: 102-1784 (560 amino acids)
Molecular function (GO): toxin activity
Source: RefSeq, a predicted model, not a curated record